GCCCGGGUCGAGUGACCCCGGAGCGGCCGAAGAGCACGUGGGGAAAGUGGAGGCGUGAGGGGAACUCAGGAGUUCGGGACUCGGUGCCCACCCGGACCUCUGCUGAGGUUGCGCGGGCGGAACUUAGGCGGUCGGGGCUCGGCGCCUGCCCGGACCUGUGCGGCGGCGGCGGCGCGGGCGUAAGAGCUGUGCCUGCAGGGACAGGCCUCGGUGGAGGGAAUAAGGGAGAAGGGCAUGGCCUGCAAGAGCCAUCUCACCACACACAACUGGCUAUCAUCCCUUCAAAGACUGGCCUUGGUCUGAUUUUUUUCCUGCUGUCUCCAUCUCCCCAAGCCUCACUACACUCUCCCUGAGGCACCAAGGAUGGUCCUGUGAACAGCUACCUAUUCCUUGACCAAAGGAUUUGCUGUGUAGCCCUGGCUGCUCUGUAGACCAGCCUGGGCCAUGCAGAGCCCACUGACCAUUCCUGUGCCGGUGCCAGUCCUGCGCCUCCCUCGGGCCCCCGAUGGCUUCAGCCGAGGCUUUGCCCCUGAUGGACGUAGGACCAUCCUGAGACCAGAAGUUGGAGAAGGUUGUAUUCAAGAUCCCCCAGAGUCACAAGAACAGCGGGCCCGAGCCACUCUGCGGGAACGCUACCUCCGCAGUCUCCUAGCCAUGGUGGGGCACUCUGUGAGUUUCACACUACACGAAGGUGUGCAUGUGACUGCCCAGUUUGGAGCCACAGAUCUGGAUGUAGCCAACUUCUACGUUUCCCAACUGCAGACUCCCAUAGGUGUGCAGGCUGAGGCCCUGCUUCGAUGUAGUGACAUAAUUUCCUAUUCCUUCAAGCUGUAAAAUUGUCUGCUGUUUUCCUUGUGAGUAUUGCCACAGAAGCCCAGACCUCUGGCUAUUCCUGGGCCAUAGAGUUCUCAGCACCUUCCUGGACUUCCAAAGCAAUCUCCAACAAACUCUGGCUUUGAACUCAGAAGAACUCCAAACCAUUAACACCUGGUGCAGAAUGCUGAUAACCCUGCCUUUCAAGAGGCUGAGGUGGGAAGAUCAUAAAUUCAAGGCCAGGCUAUGCCACAGUGGGAGACUGCAACCACAGACAUUCUAGAUCUCUCUUGUUGAAAGGAAUGUUCUGCCUCACACAACUGAACUUUACAGAAAUAAAUUCCUGAGGUUUGUCCUUGCA
Molecule: messenger RNA, 1174 nt
Organism: Mastomys coucha (southern multimammate mouse)
Lineage: Eukaryota; Metazoa; Chordata; Mammalia; Rodentia; Muridae
Gene: Gemin7
Product: gem nuclear organelle associated protein 7
Exons: 4
Coding region: 445-834 (129 amino acids)
Biological process (GO): spliceosomal snRNP assembly
Cellular component (GO): SMN-Sm protein complex
Molecular function (GO): RNA binding
Source: RefSeq, a predicted model, not a curated record